Messenger RNA from Talpa occidentalis (Iberian mole), 2468 nucleotides. It is a transcript of the gene SLC25A32, whose product is annotated as solute carrier family 25 member 32. The transcript has 7 exons. The record is from RefSeq and is a predicted model, not a curated record. Gene Ontology annotation, biological process: mitochondrial transport; nucleotide transport; folate import into mitochondrion. The coding region runs from base 54 to 1001 and encodes 315 amino acids. Lineage: Eukaryota; Metazoa; Chordata; Mammalia; Eulipotyphla; Talpidae. Gene Ontology annotation, molecular function: folic acid transmembrane transporter activity; FAD transmembrane transporter activity. Gene Ontology annotation, cellular component: mitochondrial membrane; mitochondrion.
UCGCCACAGUGGCGGCCACAGCAUCUCGCCCGACCUCCGCGGCGCUCGAGCCUAUGACCGGCCAGGGCCAGCCGGCGUCUGGGUCGUCGGCGUGGGGCGCGGUGUUUCGCCACGUCCGAUAUGAGAACCUGGUGGCGGGCGUGAGCGGCGGGGUCCUGUCCAACCUCGCGCUGCACCCGCUCGACCUCGUGAAGAUUCGCUUUGCUGUGAGUGAUGGAUUGGAACUGAGACCGAAAUAUAAAGGAAUUGUGCAUUGCUUGAUUACCAUUUGGAAAAUCGAUGGACUCCGGGGACUUUACCAAGGAGUGACCCCAAAUGUGUGGGGUGCAGGUUUAUCCUGGGGACUCUACUUUUUCUUCUAUAAUGCCAUCAAGUCAUACAAGACAGAAGGAAGAGCUGAACAGUUAGAGGCAACAGAAUACCUCCUGUCAGCUGCUGAAGCUGGAGCCAUGACUCUCUGCAUUACAAAUCCAUUAUGGGUAACAAAAACUCGCCUUAUGUUACAGUACAAUGGUGUUGUUAACCCCCCACAGCGACAAUAUAAAGGAAUGUUUGAUACACUUGUGAAAAUAUAUAAAUAUGAAGGUGUGCGUGGAUUGUAUAAGGGAUUUGUUCCUGGGCUAUUUGGAACAUCACAUGGUGCUCUUCAGUUUAUGGCAUAUGAAUUGUUGAAAGUGAAAUACAACCAGCAUGUCAACAGAGUACCAGAAGCUCAGUUGAGCACAGUAGAAUAUAUAUCUGUUGCAGCGCUAUCCAAAAUAUUCGCUGUAGCGGCAACAUACCCAUAUCAAGUGGUGAGAGCUCGUCUCCAGGAUCAGCACAUGGUUUACAAUGGGGUGUUGGAUGUCAUCACAAAGACGUGGAGGAAAGAAGGCAUCGGUGGAUUUUACAAAGGAAUUGCCCCUAAUUUGAUUAGAGUGACUCCAGCCUGCUGUAUCACUUUCGUGGUAUAUGAAAACGUCUCACACUUUUUGCUCAACCUAAAAGAAAAUAGAAAGUAAACUAAAAGGUCAUUCCAAUAUAUAUAUGCCCAAGGCAGCCACAUGGCUCCCUUGUGCUUAAGAUGUAAAACUCAGAAGAAUACUAUGCAGCACCAUGGCUUAUAACCAAGAUUGGUCUGUAAUCAUAAUACAUGUCAAAAAACUGCUACAUCUUUGCAUUGUGUUUCUGCUUUUUGCCUUCCCCAUCUGUAUGGGACUUGGAUACCUCUGCCAGAAAUGGCAACCAUCAAAAUAGCAGUGAAGCUGACAUGAAGCAGAGCGUUCCAUGGAUUUCUUUAUUUCAUUAUUCAGGUAGAAGCUGAUUUGCAGCAUUUGCUACAUGUAUGUGCUUCAAUUUCUGAACUCAUUUGCCUGGAUUGGCGUUAAAAAAUCCACCUUUGUGCAAAACCAGGAAAAUGUUCUUUCAUAAGAAUGUCAUUGCUGUUUCAAGGAUUUAGUGGAAUAGAUGUUGUUCAAAACCAGACCAUUUUAGAAUUGGGAAAUCUGAGUUGGAAAAAAAUCCACUGUAAAUGUGCUUUAGUUUUAAUUCGAUUGAAAUGCGCUCAUUAGAGAAAUUUGAAAAGUUAUGCACUUUCCAUAAUUUGAGAAAUAUCUAGCAUCUGUUGUCACUCCAUCACUUAUUUUCUUCUAGAGGCUUUUCUGUAAUUUAAAAUGUAAUCCUGUCAUAAUCCAAUUAUUUUUUGGAACAGAUACUUGGUGUUUUUUAAACUUACAAAUUUGAAGUUCUAGUAUCCAGCUGUGUCAGCCUCUUUAACAUAUUUGGCUUAAAGUCACUUAAUGGAUUUGCUAAUAGAUCAUAUUAUAUGCAGAUACUGGAAUGAUCAGUAUGUGUUUGUUGACAAACUGUGGAAAUAAGAAACUUUUACUUCUUCAGUUUUUUGGAUAUAUGGGUCUAGAUCCUAAAUAAAUGAUUCUUCUGACUAAACUGAGUGCUGAAAUGCAGGUUUAAAUACAAAUUACAUUUAUGGCCAUUAUUAAUUUUUGAGUUGCAGGUAACUAUACAUUUAUAAGCCUGCCCCCAAAGGAUUCCAAGAUAGUAUAUUUUUAUCUGUCAUAAACAUGGUAUGAAUGAAAUUGCAGUACCAUCUGUUUGUUGUAAAUAAAACAUUGGUUUUCAAAGCCAUAUUGAAAUGGUUCUUUGAAAAUAGGUCUAUUUUUUAUAUAUUAAAAAUGGUAUUGUUUUAAAAAUAAAGAGAAAAUGUUGAGAACCUAAUUGUAUUUACUGUAAUCUCUGUAAUAUGCACAGGAAUGCUUUAUAAAUUAAAUGUAAUAUAUUUUUAUAUGUCUGGAUUAAACUAUAUAUGAAAUCCUAAAAUUAGUCCCUAUAUGAAAAGACUUGUUGCAGUUGGGGUUUGGAGCUUUAGUGAUAGCACCAUGAUUUGAGUGCCUCCUGUAUACCUCCCAAAUUAAUAAAAUAUAAUUCCUCUCCUGUUCGAGCAUACAAGCUUGCAGAAUAAAUACAUAAGC